This is a messenger RNA of Hyposmocoma kahamanoa, 1209 nucleotides long. Its product is annotated as odorant receptor 67c-like. NCBI's taxonomy places the organism in Eukaryota, Metazoa, Arthropoda, Insecta, Lepidoptera, Cosmopterigidae. Gene Ontology annotation, biological process: detection of chemical stimulus involved in sensory perception of smell; sensory perception of smell. Bases 1 to 1209 code for a protein of 402 amino acids. Gene Ontology annotation, molecular function: olfactory receptor activity; odorant binding. Gene Ontology annotation, cellular component: plasma membrane. The record is from RefSeq and is a predicted model, not a curated record. The transcript has 7 exons.
AUGGACGAAAACUCUCUAUUCGACAAAUAUUUACGUAUAAUCGAUUAUACAUUUCGUUGGAGUGGCUUGCAUUUGAGAAACCGCAAAGACUAUAAUGUGAGGAAAGCAAGAAUUUUGUAUUGCAUUCACUUUAUUGGGCUGAAUUUAAACGUUUUGGGGGGGUUUUGGUGGUUUGUAAAGCAAGCAUCGAAAGGAGAAUCACUGGUUUCUCUCACCUAUGCAGCACCGAGCAUUGCACUGGCCUGUUUAUGUAACUUUAAGUCCUUAUCAAUUAUGCUGAAUGCAAGCUAUGUCGACAAAUUGGUUUAUAAAUUGAGAGAACUCGAAAGCAAAGUCGAUUUGAACAGUAUUGAAAGUAAAAUACUGGUUGAAGAACCAAUAAAAUUCUUACAUUUUGUAUUAAAAGUAUCAAAUCUCUUCAACUGGCUCCUGAUUGUUGCGUUUCCGUCAAUGCCGCUGGCUAGAACGGCGUACAAUUUUUUGGCAUUUAAUAAAGUGGAAUUAGAGUUCCCAUUUCUUACCGAAUAUCCGUUUAAUCCGUAUGAUAUAAAAAUAUAUCCGUUUGUUCUGCUUAGUCAUAUUUGGGGUGAAUCCAUAGCACUAUUUUGGAUAUUCGCUUCCCAAUCUUUGUACUACAUUUGCGCUACUUUUAUCAUAGUUCAGUUCAAACUGCUACAACAAGAGAUACUACAAAUAAUACCUGAAAACAGUAGUAAUAAAGGUCGAAGACAGAACGAGGAUGAAGUAUUUCAAAUUAAGGUUUGGAAAGUGGUUGAGUGGCAUCAGGAAAUUAUAGAGGCCGUGAAACUAGUAGAUAUAAUUUAUUCAAAAUCGACGCUAUUCAACUUCGUGUCCAGUUCAGCUAUGAUUUGCCUCACUGGAUUUAAUGUUACGACUAUUGAUGAUCUGGCUUUCGUUGUAAUGUUCUUUGCUUUUCUCUGCCUCUCUUUGGUGCAGAUAUUUUGUCACUGUCUGUUCGGAGAUAUGUUAAUGAGAUCAAGCAAAGAAGUGAGCGAUGCUGUAUACAAUUCUAAGUGGUAUUUGACGAAUGCCAAAAAUGCUAAGAUGUUACACUUUUUACAGAUGAGGGCACAGAAACCAUGUAAAUUAACCGCUUACGGUUACGCAGAUGUGAAUCUAACUGCUUUUUCCAAGAUCAUGAAUUCGGCUUGGUCCUACUUUGCACUUCUGAAAACUGUUAACAGAUAA